AUGCAAAGCCAAAAUGAAGAAAAAUCAGAAGAAGAAAUUACUAUUAUACCGGAUGAAAAAAUUGCUUAUGGAAGAAAAAGGAAAGUUGUUGAAAAUGAUGCGGAAGUAAUUGACAAAGCUGAAUUUGAGAAACAUGUGCAAAGUCAGAAACGAAAAAAAAGUGCCAAGCUUUCAUCAAGGAUUCAACCAACUAGAAAAAUGAAAACAAAGGAAGAAGAAGAUGAUGAUGAUGAUGACAAUGAUGAUCAACAUGAUAUUAAUGAUGAGAUGGAUGAACCAAAGUUGGAGGAGAAAGAUGAUAAAAGAAAUGGCAUGAAUGAUGAUAGUAAAAAGGUUCUAAAUUAUAUGCUAAUGUCAUAA
Molecule: messenger RNA, 360 nt
Organism: Chenopodium quinoa (quinoa)
Lineage: Eukaryota; Viridiplantae; Streptophyta; Magnoliopsida; Caryophyllales; Amaranthaceae
Product: nucleophosmin-like
Exons: 2
Coding region: 1-360 (119 amino acids)
Source: RefSeq, a predicted model, not a curated record